Messenger RNA from Batrachochytrium dendrobatidis JAM81, 531 nucleotides. RefSeq lists its product as uncharacterized. Gene Ontology annotation, biological process: formation of translation preinitiation complex; translation reinitiation. The transcript is spliced from 5 exons. Gene Ontology annotation, molecular function: mRNA binding; translation initiation factor activity. The record is from RefSeq and is a predicted model, not a curated record. The annotation marks the transcript as partial. Lineage: Eukaryota; Fungi; Chytridiomycota; Chytridiomycetes; Rhizophydiales.
GUUUUAUAUUGUGGACACUGCAGUGUUCCUCCCGAGUACUGCGAGUUUGGCACUGCCAUUGCAGAGUGCAAGGCUUGGUUGAAAACUCAUGAUCAAAACCUAUUUGUAAAACUGUAUGGAGAAACCGAGCUAGUACAAGCCCAAGUAUCAACCCUCGACAUCUCAUGUCAAGAGCCUGCUGCUGUACCCUCCAAAUCCUCGAAAAAGACCACUCCAAAGGUUGACAUUCCUAACUCAUCAUGGGUAUCAAUACAGGCCAAGGUCGUCUUGUCUACCAUUGAAAGAACAAAACGGAAGCGGAUUACCAUUGUAAAUGGACUUGAAAAGUUUGAUGUGGAUCUUAAAAAGGCUGCAAAACAGAUGGCUUCCAAGUUUGCAUGCGGUGCAUCAGUUUCUAAAAAUGCUCAAGGUGUAGAAGAGAUCAUUGUACAAGGAGAAUUCAUGGAUGAGCUUAUAAAGCUUAUUACAGCAACUUGGCCUCAGAUCGACAAGCGUCUCAUUGAGCUUGCUGAAACUAAAUCAAACAAAUGA